Polyodon spathula (Mississippi paddlefish) is the source of this 1654-nucleotide messenger RNA. Its product is annotated as BRISC and BRCA1-A complex member 1-like. The record is from RefSeq and is a predicted model, not a curated record. Gene Ontology annotation, cellular component: BRISC complex; nuclear body; BRCA1-A complex. The transcript has 9 exons. Bases 127 to 1164 code for a protein of 345 amino acids. Lineage: Eukaryota; Metazoa; Chordata; Actinopteri; Acipenseriformes; Polyodontidae. Gene Ontology annotation, biological process: positive regulation of DNA repair; mitotic G2 DNA damage checkpoint signaling; double-strand break repair.
CUGUUCCCCCGUUAAAGAAGAUGGCGGUCUGCAUGGAAUAGAAGUAUUUCACUUUUUUUCUGGACAAGUUUCUGCAUUUCCUCAGUUGUUCUUGUUGGCAUAUUAAACGCAGGUUGUGGUUCAGCAAUGGAGGUCCCGGAGCCUGGGCCAGCGGAUGGGGCAGAGCGGUUGGUGGAGUUGAGACCACGGACCCGCUCCAACCCGGAGGGGGCAGAGGACCGGAGGAACAGCAACCCCCAGACCAGUGUGGGCAGCAGGAGCGAGGGAGAGGGGGAGGCAGCCAGGAGCGACAGCCCUCCCAGCUCAACCAGCAGCACUGCGGCCACCACUACCGCCACCGUCACCACCACCAGCACCAAAGACCGGGCCAAAACAGUGCCACCACCCUCUGUGACCACUGCUGCCUCCCCAGCCACAGAGUACCAGCUGCGCACGCCCAGGGUCAACUGUCCAGAGAAAGUGAUAAUCUGCCUUGACCUGUCGGAGGAGAUGUCCCUGCAGAAGCUGGAGUCCUUCAAUGGGUCAAAAACAAAUGCGCUGAACGUCUCCCAGAAGAUGAUCGAGAUGUUCGUCAGGACGAAGCACAAGAUUGACAAGCGUCACGAGUUUGCGCUGGUGGUGGUCAACGACGACGCCCUGUGGCUGUCUGGUUUCACGUCUGACCCCCGGGAGCUGUGCAGCUGCCUCUACGACCUGGAAACAAAUGUCUGCGAGUCUUUCAAUCUUGAAGACCUUUUAAAUCUAAUCCGCCAGAAGAUAGAACUGCCUCAGACAGAGAACAUCCAGACAAUCCCCCCCCCAUACGUGGUGCGGACCCUGCUCAUCUACGGUCGGCACACUGGACAGCCGCAGUUCAACCCCUCCGACGCCAUCAGCAAGAUGCUGCAGUCUCCCUACUUCUUCUUCGACGUGGUUUACCUUCACAAUGGAGCCGAGGAGCAGGGCGAGGAGAGCAGCUGGAAGGAUGUCUACACCUCGUUCUGUAACCUGGACUCAAAGGGGAUUUGCUACCGGUUCGAGGUGUCUCUGUGUGGGCCGGCCGUCGAGCUGCACAACUGCAUGGCCAAGCUGCUGUCCCACCCCUUACAGAGGCCCUUCCAGAGCCACGCCUCCUACAGCCUGCUGGAAGGGGAGGAGUCCCAAGAGAUCGAGGCCACUGUCUAGGAGGGAGAGGGGAAAGGGAGUGUGGACAGUGACGGUUCUUCCACUGCCCCACCUGUAUUGAUUGCUGGAGGGGGAGGGGCAAAUAUAGGUCAACAUGGUGGGGGCAGAGUCUGACCGUCAGAAGUCACGCCCCCUGUUGACUGCGAAAGGAGGAAGAGUCAGAUGCUACCAACUUCUACAGCCGAUAGAAAUGACUGCAGCUGUGAGACAGCUCCCUCCCAUCUGUGUGUAUGCAGUAUGCCUUGUCAGCAGAAUCUUUGUAUUAGUGAGUGUAUAUAGCCACUGUGUAUAGUUUGCGCAGACUGAAAGCUCCUUAUUUGAAAUGUACAGUGCUGUAUGCCAGCACAGUGAACGCACACACACUGGAAUUGCAGAUUUCUGCAAGAGGUUUUAAGAAAUGCCCCUGAAGUGAGGCACAGGGUGAUGUCAGGUGAUGUUAAAUAACACAUUUUAAAGUUGUGUGAGAUUUGAAUCGGCAAAUCAUAUCUAA